UAAAAAAAAUUGACAGAAGAUUAAUUAGUCCUCCGUCUCCGACCUCAACAUUUAGGGUAUUUCUUGUAUGCAUUGCAGAGGUUCGACUUGUACACUGUACCGGUAUGACCUACAUGUAUGAGGGAUUGUGGAAAUUGACUUGAACUUCUGGGGAAACAAACAUGACACAGGACAGUGAUGUCGUCGCUGCGGUGCGGUGCAUCAACAUUAAGAAGCAUUACGGGCGGGGCACCAGCCGUCUGGAAGUGCUGCAAAACCUGAAUAUGUUGGUGCCGCGGGGAACCAUAUACGGGCUUCUGGGACCCAGCGGCUGCGGCAAGACCACCCUCCUGCGGUGCAUUCUGGGAAGGCUGAGCAUGGACCAGGGGACCAUAUGGACCCUGGGCAAGGCGCCGGGAACCAGGGGGCACGGGAUACCGGGGAGCAUGGUGGGAUACAUGCCUCAGGAAACCGCUUUGUAUGAGGACUUCACCAUCAGCGAGACUCUCAACUAUUUUGGCACCAUCCAUCGGAUGCCCAAGGACGUCCUCAAGGCAAGGAAGGCCUUUCUGAUCAGCCUGCUGGAUCUGCCUUCUAUGAAGUCAAUGGUCGGAAACCUCAGUGGUGGUCAGAAGCGUCGGGUGUCCUUCGCCGCAGCCCUGGUGCAGAGCCCACCUCUACUCAUUCUGGAUGAGCCAACGGUUGGAGUGGAUCCCUUACUCCGAAUGAGGAUCUGGGAACACUUAUUGGAGUUUGUGAAAGAUUGGAACACCACCAUCAUCCUAACCACCCACUACAUCGAGGAGGCGCGCCAGGCAAACAUUAAAUUCAUCAGCUCCUUGUUCUACCAUGUACUACCCGGCCGUAUGGGCGGCCUAAUCAUCUCACCCACUAUGCUAAAGAUUAACUACCGUGAUUGAUGAACAGUUGAACUCACUCCUACGUGCUUGCCCCAACGAAUCUGUUUUAUAAGCCAGCGGUUUGUGGGUGAAAUCGUUGACAGUUCCAUUGCUUUCUUUCAUUCUGCAAGAUUUGUUUUAGGUCCUGUCUCUCCAAACGUAACUCUUGGGCUUUUCUGACCCAUUUUGUCAGCACCAGUUAUGUAUUUGUAUUGGUGCCGAAGCCGUGUCAAAGUAACAGAGCGCAUGUUGCGUACAAAUUUGUUAAGUGUAGAGUGGCACCAUAUCAAAAGUGCAUUGAUAUCAACGUGAUUUUAGUUCUGAGCACUUUGUCAUUACACUUUGUUGUGACCGGCUUUAAAAUGU
This is a messenger RNA of Patiria miniata (bat star), 1244 nucleotides long. Its product is annotated as ABC transporter G family member 23-like. Gene Ontology annotation, molecular function: ATP binding; ATP hydrolysis activity. The record is from RefSeq and is a predicted model, not a curated record. Bases 162 to 899 code for a protein of 245 amino acids. The transcript is spliced from 7 exons. NCBI's taxonomy places the organism in Eukaryota, Metazoa, Echinodermata, Asteroidea, Valvatida, Asterinidae.